ACAAGAAUAUCAAAAUCAAUUCAUCAAAUCCGUCCCCAAAAUAAGAACAAAAUUCUUGGCUUCGGCCGACUCAUCCUCUUCUAAGAUUCCAAUCAACAAGCAAAGAUCUCCUCACAGGCCGCCACGUGGAAGCAUAGAUGGCCUGCAACCCAAAUGGCCCCAAGAAGAAGCCAAAGAGUCUAAGAGGCCCAUGACCGAAAGCAAAAGUUACACAAGACAGAAGAAUCCAUAAAGCCGUUUCCUCGUUCCUCUUGUUCACUCAUUUGUUUCUCCAGAGCCCCACCCCCUCCAAUAUCAAAUUCCAGUUCUUCUCUUUCUCUCUUCUCUAUCUCUACCCAAAAAAAUAUAUUAAAAUAUUAUUAAAAAGAGUGCAUUUUUCAGCUCCAUUUGCUCACUCCAAACAGUGAAUAAAGCAAUCCCAUCCUGAUCCUCCCAUGGCCUCCUCAGAUCAGAUCUCGCCUUCUCUCUCCAAUUAACAACGAAUUUACACUACAACUUAUCCUAAUUCAUGGCGACCUUGCAGAAAUUCAAGCUCUUAGCUACCCAAUGCGCCGUAGCCGGAAGCCCCACCCGGAGCCCAUCCGCCAGCCCAGUCAUUCACCUCCGCCGCCGCAAAACCCUGAGAAUGUUCCUCUCCCGCACCGACCGCCGCCGAUUUACUAGCCGGAGCAACUCCGACCCUCCGGUAAUCAACGGCGAUGAAGACGACGACGAUGAUCGGCCGCAGAAGAGCAAGGAGGUCGCGAAGGUUCGGCACAAGCUUAAGGACCUCUUCGUCUCCUCGCCGCCUUUCGAAGAUAGGGUUUCGGAUAGGAGCCGAGAAAUUGAACAAGAAGAGCGAGGGUUAUUGUCGGCGACCGGAAGUGUCGGUGGUGUCGGUUCUGGUGGGGUAUAA
Molecule: messenger RNA, 895 nt
Organism: Prunus avium (sweet cherry)
Lineage: Eukaryota; Viridiplantae; Streptophyta; Magnoliopsida; Rosales; Rosaceae
Product: 50S ribosomal-like protein
Source: RefSeq, a predicted model, not a curated record